AUGCACAAGUCGCAAAGGCAACAGCACUCAUCUCGAGGCCACAACACGCACUCAUCCUUGCUUGAAAAGCUCAAGACUAUCCAAGAGAAAGAGUUUGAAUCACUCGAACCAGCAACGAAAGCUCUUCCAAUCAUUCCACCUGAUCAAACCCUACCCGAGCUCUUAGGAACCAAAUAUAUUGACAAUGAUGAUGCGUUGUUUUCAUCCUGUUAUUCUGACCGUAAACAAACAGACAUGCUGUCCACAAGUGGAGAUCCAAACGGUAACUCUAGAGCGAGAAUGGUUCAUGUUUAUGAUCAUCUCUUACACCCUCAUUGUUGUGAGAAUACAGAUUCACGAAUUCGAGUAUGGACAAAUCCUGGUUUCCAAACUAACGGCUCUACAUCCCGUUCUGUCAAUUUGUUCACGAACAACAACAAGGAAAAUGAAAAAGACAACUGGCUCGACGAUCCAUCUGAACUCUCUAGUAUCGAGCAUGAAUUUACUUUCAGAAACGCAAGAAUUUUGAAUCAACUCUCUGCUCCAAGAAAAGCCUAUCGCCCUACCCACAUGGAUUUCCGUAGUACCAUUCAUUGGGGGCAAAGAAAGUUGUUAAUGUCAGAGAUCGAGUUUCUUACGUUGUUUGCUCCUUGUGCAGAUUAUUAUGGCGCAAACAAACAAAUUAUUGUUGUUUAUGCCGGAGCUGCUCCUGGAAGACACAUUGCGUAUCUUGCAGAGUUGUUCCCUUAUCUUAAAUUCAUUCUUGUGGAUCCAAACAACUUUGAUCCAGACUUAUCCAGUUCUGAAUUCUUGCGUGAAAGAAUUCAAAUGAGGCAAGAGUACUUUACCGAGGAGAUGACUCGAGAAUUUAGUUCGGAAAACGAGCAAAACAGUGAUAAAGUAUUCUUAUUCUUGAGUGACAUUCGAAGCGCCGAUCCUCACCAACAAGCCUACGACGAACAUGAAAGUUGGGUGAAACAAGAUAUGGACAGGCAAAUGAAUUGGAUUGCAAUGAUGAAACCAAGAUAUAGUAUGGUAAAGUUUAGACUUCCAUAUGAUCCUGGAUACACUUUGUACCUGGAUGGAUGGAUUUUCCUUCCCAUUUGGGGUAGACAAGCCACAACUGAAACACGACUUGUGGUAGAUGGAGAAAAUAUGAAACUUAAAUGGUAUGACAACAAAGAAUAUGAAGAGCAAAUGUUUUAUUUCAACAGAGUCACUCGCAUUUCACUCUUUCCUCAUGUUGCACGCUCAGAAGGAAUUGAUUACUGCUACGACUGCAGAUCCGAAGUAUUCGUUCUGGAAAUGUACUUGAGAAGAGUAAGAUGUAUUCUUGAAAACAAAAAUCAACCGUCCCUUGCUCUAUGUCAAGAAAUUUCCUCCAUGAUUGAACGAAUUACACGAGAUAUCAGCGCAUACCAUGGCAACAGAAACUUGUUCCAGGUGAUUCGUAGCAGUGAAUUUAAAUUCAACAGAGUGAAGCAUUUGAGGCCAGAGGAACAAAGAGAUGCAAGUAAGCAGCACCAAAGAAAACUUCAGGUGAAAGAGGAAGAUAGGUACAGACUUCAGAAAAUGGCUGUUAUGAGGCAUCAGAAUGAACAAGAACACAAAAUGAGAAUGCCAAAUCAUCAGGUAAACGUUUAUUGUGUUGUUUGA
Messenger RNA from Naegleria lovaniensis, 1635 nucleotides. RefSeq lists its product as uncharacterized. Bases 1 to 1635 code for a protein of 544 amino acids. Gene Ontology annotation, molecular function: methyltransferase cap1 activity. Lineage: Eukaryota; Heterolobosea; Eutetramitea; Acrasida; Naegleriidae. The record is from RefSeq and is a predicted model, not a curated record. Gene Ontology annotation, biological process: 7-methylguanosine mRNA capping. The transcript is spliced from 2 exons.